Messenger RNA from Argentina anserina (silverweed cinquefoil), 651 nucleotides. RefSeq names its product mitochondrial pyruvate carrier 4. The coding region runs from base 82 to 408 and encodes 108 amino acids. Gene Ontology annotation, cellular component: mitochondrial inner membrane. The record is from RefSeq and is a predicted model, not a curated record. Gene Ontology annotation, biological process: pyruvate import into mitochondria. NCBI's taxonomy places the organism in Eukaryota, Viridiplantae, Streptophyta, Magnoliopsida, Rosales, Rosaceae. The transcript is spliced from 5 exons.
GCUUAAUAAACACAGUCGAGAGCGGAUAUUAAGUAUUUGAGAGCGAGUAGCUAGAGAAGAGUUACAGAGAGAGAGAGAUUCAUGGCGACUUCAAAGCUCCAAGGGCUGUGGAACCAUCCCGCCGGCCCUAAAACCAUUCAUUUCUGGGCACCCACUUUCAAAUGGGGCAUCAGCAUUGCUAAUAUUGCUGACUUUUCUAAACCACCGGAGAAUCUUUCAUAUCCUCAGCAAAUAGCUGUUGCAUGCACUGGAGUUGUAUGGUCACGCUACAGUACAGUCAUCACUCCUAAGAACUGGAAUCUGUUUAGUGUCAACAUAGCAAUGGCAGGGACAGGCCUCUACCAACUCUCGCGGAAAAUACGGAACGACUAUUUCUCUGAGGCAGAACCAGCUGUUGCAGGACAAUGAUGACGAAAACUGUUUGAACCAAUUGUCGUCAUGGGUGCAAGGAUUAUGUUGCCUCUUUCGUUUGCUUUGAUUUUAGUUUCAUAGAUGAGGUUCCCUUCUUUGGAGGAUCUUGGAUAGGAACAUCUGAUGUACUGUGGGUUUUAUGUUCUUUUAGUUAUGUGUGAUCUCGUUUAACGAAUAUGGAACAGUUCACCAGGCAAACGUUCAUGAUUGGAGAAUAAAUGUGCUUCCCAUUUCUUAGCA